AAGUGACGUCUCCCUCUUAAAUCCGGAUCCCCGGGGCAGCUUGUGACAGAAACACAGCAGAACCAACCUUCACUCAUUGUGUGAACCAUGGGGCCGACAGGUGAGGUAGUGUUUGGCAGCCCAGCACCGGUCUGUGCUGAGAACCGUCUGCGCUGGGACCUGAGCCCGGAGAAGAUAAAGCAGCUGUCCGACGAGCUCAUCGCGAGCACCAAGACGGUGUAUGAGCGCGUGGGGGCCCUGGACUUGGACAGCGUCACCUUCGAGAACACGCUGAAGGCGCUAGCCGACGUGGAGGUGGACUACACGGUUCAGAGGAACAUGUUGGACUUUCCGCAGCACGUGUCGCCCUGUAAGGAGGUCCGAGCUGCGAGCACCGAUGCCGACAAGCUUCUGUCUGAGUUUGACGUGGAGAUGAGCAUGAGGGAGGACGUCUACCAGAGGGUUGUUGCUCUGGAGAAGAAGGUUGAUCCAGAAAGCCUCACUCCGGAGGCGAAGCGUUACAUGGAGCGACUGAUCAAGCUGGGGAAGAGGAACGGCCUCCACCUGCCCAAGCAGACGCAAGAGGAGAUCAAGAGCAUCAAGAAGAAGCUAAGCAACCUCUGCAUCGACUUCAACAAGAACCUGAAUGAAGAUACGACCAGCUUGAGCUUCAGCCGCGACGACCUGGGCGGCCUCCCAGAGGACUUCCUGAGCUCUCUGGAUAAGGACGGAGAUAAACUGAAGGUCACCCUCAAGUAUCCUCACUACUUUCCUACUAUGAAGAAAUGCUUUGUCCCAGAAACACGCAAGAAGCUGGAGGAGGCUUUCAACUCUCGCUGCAAGGAGGACAACUCGGCCAUCCUGAAGGAGCUGGUGGAGCUCCGAGCUCAGAAGAGCACUCUGCUCGGGUUCAGCACGCACGCCGACUUCGUCCUGGAGAUGAACAUGGCCAAGUCUGGGAAGAAGGUGGCCGGCUUCCUAGAGGAGCUCUCCCGGAAGCUGAAGCCGCUGGGUGAGGAAGAGCGAGCCGUCAUCCUCAAGCUGAAGGAGAAGGAGUGUGAGAAGAGGAGUCUGCCCUUCACCGGCGAGCUGCACGCCUGGGACACCCGCUACUUCAUGACCCAGGUGGAGGAGACUCAGUAUGCGGUGGACCAGAAUCUGCUGAAGGAGUACUUCCCCAUGGAGGUGGUGACCCGCGGGCUCCUGGACAUCUACCAGGAGCUGCUGGGUCUGACCUUCCAGCUGGUGGACGGAGCGGCUGUGUGGCACCCCGACGUCACUCUGUACUGCGUUAAGGACCGCAGCAGCGGUCAGACGAUCGGCCAGUUCUACCUGGACCUUUACCCCCGGGAGGGGAAGUACGGCCACGCCGCCUGCUUCGGCCUGCAGCCCGGCUGCCUGCUGCCCAACGGCACACGUCAGAUGUCGGUGGCCGCCAUGGUGGCCAACUUCAGCAAGCAGACGGCCGACGCCCCGUCGCUCCUCCAGCACGACGAGGUGGAGACGUACUUCCACGAGUUUGGACACGUCAUGCACCAGCUCUGCGCUCAGGCGGACUACGCCAUGUUCAGCGGGACUCACGUGGAGCGGGACUUUGUGGAGGCGCCGUCUCAGAUGUUGGAGAACUGGGUUUGGGAGAAGGAGCCUCUCCAGAGGAUGUCCAAGCACUACAAGACGGGGCACGCCAUCCCUGCUGAGCUGCUGGACAAACUCAUCAAGUCCCGGCUCGCCAACACCGGACUCUUCAACCUGCGGCAGAUCGUUCUGGCCAAAGUGGACCAGGCUCUGCACACUAGAACCGGCCUGGACCCUGCAGAGGAGUACGCUCGCCUCUGCCUGGACAUCCUGGGGAUCCAAGCUUCAGAGGGGACCAACAUGCCGGCCACCUUCGGUCACCUGGCCGGCGGCUACGACGCUCAGUACUACGGCUACCUGUGGAGCGAGGUGUUCUCCAUGGACAUGUUCUUCGCCCGCUUCAGACAGGAGGGCAUCAUGAAUCCCAAGGUGGGGCUGGACUACAGGAAGUUCAUCCUGCAGCCCGGCGGCUCCGAGGACGCCUCAGAGAUGCUGAGGAAGUUCCUCGGGCGGGAACCCAAACAGGAGGCGUUCCUGCUGAGCAAAGGAUUGACGGUGGAGCUGGGCACACCGUGUCCCUGCUGACCAAUCACAGCAGGCUGGUCCAACCUCCGCACCGGUAACCGUCAUAGCCCCACGGACUGAAGUUUUCUAGAAAAAAAAAGAAAAAAAUAUUGUCAAAUUUUCUCAACACCAGAAAAUAAAAUGAUUUGAGGUGA
Molecule: messenger RNA, 2273 nt
Organism: Cololabis saira (Pacific saury)
Lineage: Eukaryota; Metazoa; Chordata; Actinopteri; Beloniformes; Belonidae
Gene: thop1
Product: thimet oligopeptidase 1
Exons: 14
Coding region: 88-2139 (683 amino acids)
Biological process (GO): proteolysis; peptide metabolic process
Cellular component (GO): mitochondrial intermembrane space
Molecular function (GO): metalloendopeptidase activity
Source: RefSeq, a predicted model, not a curated record